Molecule: messenger RNA, 543 nt
Organism: Kwoniella shivajii
Lineage: Eukaryota; Fungi; Basidiomycota; Tremellomycetes; Tremellales; Cryptococcaceae
Exons: 1
Coding region: 1-543 (180 amino acids)
Source: RefSeq, a predicted model, not a curated record
AUGGCCGAAGACCCCUCUACCCUUGCACAGAUCGAGCAGCAUGAAGUGGAAGAUCCAGCUAUAUCCAGGCCCACCUCGAACCGGUCAUUUGCGGACCUCAUGCAAGAAUGCGCCAGUACUUUACUCAAGUCAAACUGUAUAACUACCAUGAAGCAACGAGAUUUGCUAAGUUCCUUGGCCAAUGAUACGGUGACCACCGGAUGCAGAGGAUCAAUCUUAGCUGUCGUGACUCUCUGCACAGAGCAGAGAAUUGGAAAAAGAGUGGAGAAUAUGUCUUGGCCAUGCGAACACUUAAGCAGAUUAUAUCCUGACCCUGACAAGUCAGUCUCGUACGAGAUCUCGUCUGCCCUCGAAAACAAGAACGUCUCUGCGCUGCACAAGGUCCUCCGCGAAAUCUCGCUAGGAGGUACUUACGUCGACAGCUUAGAUACGUCCGAGAUAAGGAAUCUUGCGAAGAGCUUGGAAGAACUGGCUGACAAGGUUGAUACCGCUCAACAAUUAGCUCGUUCUGAAAAUUUUGUAAUAUCCGAAGCUGAGAACUGA